This is a messenger RNA of Colletotrichum siamense, 2502 nucleotides long. It is a transcript of the gene vps53, whose product is annotated as Vacuolar protein sorting-associated protein 53. NCBI's taxonomy places the organism in Eukaryota, Fungi, Ascomycota, Sordariomycetes, Glomerellales, Glomerellaceae. The record is from RefSeq and is a predicted model, not a curated record. The transcript is spliced from 3 exons. Gene Ontology annotation, biological process: retrograde transport, endosome to Golgi. Bases 1 to 2502 code for a protein of 833 amino acids. Gene Ontology annotation, cellular component: GARP complex.
AUGAACGGGACUUCAAUCGCUGACAAAACAUCACUCGAUGCAGCCGACUACGACCCCAUCGACCACCUGAACCACCUCUUCGCGCACCCCUCGACAGUCACCACCAUCGGCCGCGUCUCCGACACGCUGCAAGUCCACAAGAAUGAUCUCGCCGUCGAAAUCUCCGAGCUCGAGGUCGCCCAGGCCUACGGGCCCGACUCCAGCCUCGAGCGCAUGCAGUCCGCCCAGGCCGAGCUAGCCCAGCUCUUCCGCAAGAUCGAGACGGUGCGGUCGCGCGCCAUCCAGACCGAGCAGAACAUCACCUCCAUGACGGCCGACAUUAAGCGACUCGACGGCACGAAGCGGAACCUCACUCUGAGCAUGACGGCUCUGAAACGGCUUCAGAUGCUGACGACCGCAUACGAGCAACUCCGCGGCCUGGCCAAGACGAGACAAUACAGGGAAUGCGCGAGUCUCUUGCAGGCUGUGCUGCAGCUUAUGAAGCACUUCAACAGCUACAGGAGUAUCGAGCAGAUUGCUACCCUGAGCAGAGGCGUCUCGGAACUGCAGCGGGAGCUGCUGGAACAGGUCUGUGAGGACUUUGAGAUCGCAUUCGCCAAGGGGGAGGUCGCUCAGCGGAGGGGCACCCUGGUCGAGGCUUGCUUGGUGAUGGAUGCCUUGGGUGAUAUGGCGCGGUCGCGGUUGAUGAAUUGGUACGUCAACACGGAGCUGCGCGAGUACCGCCAAGUGUUCAGGGGCAACGACGAAGCCGGAAACCUCGACAACAUUGGUCGGCGAUAUGCGUGGUUCAAGCGCAUGCUGAAGACGCACGAAGAGGAGCACGCUGUGAUAUUCCCGCCCCACUGGCGCGCAAAUGAGAUGCUCGCCAUGGCCUUCUGCGACGGAACGAGAGACGACUUCAAGGGGAUCCUCGAGAGGAGCAUGCGGAAGACAGAUGGGCAGAAGAUUGACGUCAACCUGCUGCUCAGCUGCCUCCAAGAGACACUAGACUUUGAACAGGGAUUGGAGAAGCGCUUUGCUGGGGAUCCAAGAGCCAGUAUCGAUACGCUCAGCUCGGCUGAUGACAGGGCGUCGAACUUCCACGGCUCCAUCUCUGCUGCCUUCGAACCAUACUUGAGCUUGUGGGUUGAAUCUCAAGACAAGCAGCUUGCCGUCAUGAUACCCAAAUACCGCACUGUACCCCUUAUUCCCGAAGACGAAGAGUUCUCUCGGCAAGCUGUCAUGGCGUCUGCGAUUGAGCUCUUCCACUUCUACAGGCUAACCCUGUCGCAAUGCGCCAAACUAUCGACGAGCGAUAGAUUGCUUGACUUGGCCAAGACUCUGGCGAAAUACCUAGAUGAAUAUGCACAGCAAGUUCUUCUACACAUCUUGCAAAGGGCAGGUCCCCAGGGGCCACCAAUCCAAGACGUCAUUCUUGUUCUAAACACCGCCGACUUUUGGUCAACAAACACAACACAGUUGGAGGAGAGCAUCAAGAAGCGCAUCGACAACAACCUAGCCGACAAGGUCGACUUCUCGUCACAAGCUGACGCCUUCCUCGGCGUUGCCAGUGCUGCUGUCUUGACGCUUGUCCGUAACGUUGAGAUCGCGUGCGAGGGCGCCUGGCGGGAGAUGAGAAACACCAACUGGAGCACUAUGGAGAGUGUGGGCGAUCAAAGCUCAUAUGUUGGUGAGCUGCUGUCAUCAGUGAACGGAAAGACCGAGGAGAUCCUGGCCAUCGUGGAGAAGGGGCAGUACGCGAGAGCGUUCUGCGACAACCUGGUCGACCACCUCGUUACCGCCUACAUUAGUAACAUUGUCCAAUGCCGGCCUGUUUCCGAGGUUGGCGCUGAACAGAUGCUCCUUGACAAGUACGUUUUGACCAAAGCGUUCGAAAACCUCUUGUCGUUCCACAACAAGGACACCGGACCGCACACCGCGCCAGCAGGCUACGUCAAACGCGUCAACCAGACCAUGAACCGCAUCGAUCCACUCCUCAAGACCCUCCAGGUCCGCCCGUCGCCCCCAGAAGGUCUGGUGCAGGCCUACCUCAUCCAUAUCGGUGACCGCUCCGACACCAACUUCAAAAAGAUCCUCGAGCUCAAGGGCGUGCGCAAGGGAGACCAGGGCCACCUCGUCGAGCUCUUCGCUAUGCACCGCGAGGGCAACCUCAGCGACAAGCUCGUCGCGCAGAGCCCGCUGCUCACGCCGCUCAUGGCGACGACGGGGCUCGGCAGCUCGGGGCUGGGCGUCAUCGGCGGCGCCGGGGCGGGCGCGAGCGCGCUGGGGCUGACGAGCGCUGCGGGCAGCAGCGUCAUUCCCGGGCUGCAGACCAAGUUCGACGCGACGUCCCUUGGCGAGAAGCUGCUGAGCGCGACGAGGGACCUGGGGCAGGGCGCGGGCGGGCCUGCGACGAUGAAUGAGAACUUGAAGAACUUUGGCAAGUUCUUUAGGAGGGAUAUCGGCGGAUUCGGGGCAAGGUUUGGGAAGAGGGAUGGUAGUGCAGAUGAUGCGCAGCGGUGA